AAAAAGAUCAAAGUCAGCAGGAUUCCAUCGCCAGCAGCAGCAUCACAAGGAAAGACUCCAGACAGCAUGGCAGAGAAUGACAGCACAACCGCAACAGCAACUAGACGCCCAACCAUGCGGGAGAAAUAUCCGGCCCUAGCCUUCAUCAUGCGGCACAUUGAUGAUGCGCCCGAGCUUAUUUAUACGCGCUGUUUACAAGACGUCGUCAGACAGGCGUCCGAGACGGCGCUCUGCCUCGCCGUCGCGGGCGAAGUCGCCGCUGCCACAGCCAUAGUAUGCGCCCUGCGGGAGCACUGCCCAAACGACGUUUUGUUUUCCCCCGUGGCGCAAAGGACGUACCCCUUCCUGGGUCCCUGCAUGUUCUUUGCGUGGGAGGCGACGUCCUGGCCCGAGUGGAUUCCCGUCUCGGAUCGGACCGAGGCGAAGCUGGGAGGGAUGGAAAAGGAGGCGAGGAAACACUGGCUGCAGUUCUUCACCGAGCCGUGGAGCGCCGACGUGGACACGGCCGAGAAGGCGAGGGCCAUGGCGGACAGGACGAUCAACCGCGCGUUUCCUCAAGAUGCGGCGAAGGAAUCCGAUCGGAUACUGUUGACGGCACGCUGGUUCGCCCAAGGGAGGUAUGGGUUCGCGGCGGACCCCAACGGAUUGCUGGACGCACGAUACAUGGAUGUAGCGAUGCGGUGGAGGAGCGGAGUGCACCCAACGCCUUUUAUGCAGCUUUACCGAUCCGCAGGGCUGGCGAUUGCGCUGGAUGUGUAUCUUUCCGUGCCGGGGGGUGAAAAAGAGGCUGGAGAGGUCUUUGGAGAGAUUGCAGAAAGGUUUACGUUUUUCGAACAGGCCGAAAUGUUGGCUUGCUCCAGGGCGGCAUGGAAGGGCUUUCUCGUAAGGCAGGAUGGGGACCGGCCGCUGCUUGACGAGCUGCAGAUUGGCAGAGACGACUUGAGAGAUGCUGCCGACCGGGCUGUGCAAAUGGUCCAGAAACGGCUGGUCCAAGGCGCCGUGAGACCUUUUGGCGGGAAAACGAUACAAGAUCUGGCGAGACUGAUAAGCAGCAACACGGUGGAAAUGUGUCCUUGGGAUGCAUUCCGUUCCUUUGGCCAAGAGCGGAGGAAGCCAGAAAACGAUCAAGGUUUAUUACGGCCGCCAUACUCCAAGGUUGCCGAGCUGGAGGCGAAGCUCGGCACGGAUCUGCCACAGGAUUACAAGGAGUUACUGGCCUUUACCAACGGUAUGGAGCCCAUCUGGAACGGCGGGCCCAUGCUGGAUAUUCUCGCAAGGGCCGAGGAGGUGGAGCAGGUUGAUAUUGGGCACCUAUCUGGGUUGCAGGCCUGUCUCGUCCGGGACGACGAUCCUCAUCCAGUCACCGGAAACGACAUAGAAUGGCCCAGCUUGCCCGCCAAAGCCAUCUCUCUUUCCCCGCCCGGCAGCCCCGCGCACCUGUUACUUCUGGAUAGGGAGACGACGGCUGCGUGUAAGCGUAGCUUCUUUGAACAGUUCGAGCAGCGCACCGCGGCGCAAAAGGCAGAGCUGGAGAGGGUCGUUUGCGAGACGUAUGGGUCCGUGGAAGAGUUCCGGUCGCUGGAGAGAGGACUCGUGCUGUGGCGGGACUACGAGCUGGAUAUGAUGGCUUACAAUGGAGUGAGGGGCCUUUUGGAGGUCUUGGGGUUGGAGAGCAUGAGGAGAUACCGGUUUUGGCUGAGGAUAUACGAGCCAGGGAGAAGGUUUGUUUCAGAUGGCGAGGCUUGGGAUUGAUAUUCUGGAGCAGAAAUUUGAUUGCUACAAAGAGGGUUUUGCUUUAUCUUCUAUAACUCAUUCUCGCAUCUAAUGCUUUCGUACCUAAUUUCAGGUGAGGUGCCAUGUAUACAAAUCAGUAGACCCCAAAAGCACCUGUUUCUCAAAGCUUG
Messenger RNA from Pyricularia oryzae 70-15, 1904 nucleotides. RefSeq lists its product as uncharacterized. Bases 67 to 1752 code for a protein of 561 amino acids. The record is from RefSeq and is a predicted model, not a curated record. NCBI's taxonomy places the organism in Eukaryota, Fungi, Ascomycota, Sordariomycetes, Magnaporthales, Pyriculariaceae. The transcript has a single exon.